Anopheles stephensi (Asian malaria mosquito) is the source of this 6646-nucleotide messenger RNA. It is a transcript of the gene Frmd5, whose product is annotated as FERM domain-containing protein 5. The transcript is spliced from 8 exons. Gene Ontology annotation, molecular function: cytoskeletal protein binding. Gene Ontology annotation, cellular component: cytoskeleton. The record is from RefSeq and is a predicted model, not a curated record. Bases 902 to 2647 code for a protein of 581 amino acids. NCBI's taxonomy places the organism in Eukaryota, Metazoa, Arthropoda, Insecta, Diptera, Culicidae.
GUUUGACAGCCAGCCAGCUCCUCGCAGUUGCACCAAACGCACCUAGAACGAACCCGUGUACGCACACCACGGUCGUGACCGCGCACACAUAGCAGGGCAGCACACACGCGAGCUAGCAGCGAAAAAUACGUCCGAAAGAUUUCAGAACCGUCGUCGUCCCUUUGCACAACUUUGGUGUCGCCGAUUGGCUGGUGUGCAUUACCAGCAAUCGACGCCAGCAACAUUCCAGCAAUCCUAGCAUCCUUGUUUAGAGAACGAGCGGACGCACUGGCGCACGGGUAAAGCUCGGUGGUGUGUGGUAACACAACAGUAUUACGGGGUACGUACGGGCAAAAAGUUCUUUCGCAAAGUGCACAGCCACCCCCGAACUGGCCCUCAGUGUUUUUAUAUUACAUGGGAAGCGUGUCAUGUGCGACGCCAAAUCCGACUGCUCCAUCAUCAUCCCGUACAUCCCGUGAAUGCAUUAUUAACAGGAAAAUCGUCAACCUCAACAACAUCCUUGUCAGCCAGCGGGAGCCUCGUUCGGUAGAGUGAGUGUCGCGUUUCGGUGGAUAAGAAUUGCUUGCAUGUAGAAAAGCGGUGUGUCCAUGCCCUCACAUCCGAGCGUAGUGUGGCUUUCGUGGUUUGCAGAAUAUUACACGUGUGUCAAUUAUAGUUUUUUCGGCCAAACGCCUCUCGUCUGGUGCCAGCAAGAAGAAAGAAAAAAGCAAGCCUCAGCAAACCUCCUCGGAUGGUGGUGGUGUGUGCGUGUGUGCGACGAAGGUAGACAGUGUUUGCGUGCGUCGCUCGCGUAUGCCCGCGGGCCCUUACCGGCUGAUUGCGUGCGUUUUAGAAGCAGGCGAAACCCAAAACAUCCCACUCGGCCCAGCUACAACAGUUCCGGUACCGGAGAACGGCUACUAUGUUCAAGAGCCGCAGCGAAGGCAAUGUUGUUUACAAGUGCACCGUUCGACUGCUGGAAGAUCUCGAUGUCCUGGAGUGUGAAUUUCAGCCACACCAUAAGGGUAGUUUUCUCCUGGACUACGUCUGCGAGCAGCUGGAAAUCACCGAAAAGGAUUAUUUUGGGCUACGAUUCGUCGACUCCGCAAAACAGAGGCAUUGGCUAGAUCUGGCGAAAACUAUAAUCAAACAAGUCAAAGAUGUGGAUCCGCUCGUGCUUUCAUUUCGUGUCAAAUUUUAUCCGGCCGAUCCCCUACGGCUAACCAACAAUGGGAAACUGAUGCUGUACCAGCAGUUGAAACGUGAUCUUCGGCAUGGCCGUCUGUACUGUUCUGCUGGCGAGGCGGCGGCCCUGGGAGCGCUUAUAGUACAAGAUGAGCUCGGCGAUUACGAUGCGGAAACACACACCGGUGAGUACGUGUCGUCGCUCAAGAUUGCCCUGCGACAGUCGGAGCCGCUGGAAAAGAAAGCCAUGGAACUGCACCAGAAGCGCGAACCGGGCCAGGAAGCGGUCGCAGUGUACGAUGAGUUUGUGGGCAUCGCGCGCAGCUUAGAAACGUACGGUAUCGAUCCACAUCCGGUGAAGGAUCACCGUGGUACACAGCUUUACCUGGGAAUUAAUUUUUCCGGCAUCAGCACGUUUGCGGCGGGCCGUAGAACACAGCACUUUCGCUGGCCCGAGGUUCACAAAAUUAACUUUGAGGGCAAGAUGUUCAUCAUCCACUUAGCGUACUCAGAGGACAGGAGAGAAGUGAAAAAGCAUACUGUAGGAUUUAAGUGUCCGUCUGGUGCGGCCUGCCGGUACGUGUGGCGAUGUUCCAUCGAGCAGAUGUUGUUCUUUACUCUUCCAACUAGCCAACACGCCUCCGUUGUUUCCGGGGGUGGAUUUUUCUCUUGGGGUACCAAAUUUCGCUACUCGGGCCGCACCGAGCGAGAGCUGAUGUCGGAAGCGCUGCAGGCCCUCCGUCAGCAGAAGCUCAACAAUACCAGCCCGAGUAAAAGGAAAGCGCAAAGCGUCCCAGCGACGCCCUCGAGUCCUCAGGGGGAUUUGGCGGAAAUCCGUAAGUCCCGAUAUAGUAGCCUUCCAAGAUCGACCAUGUCGGAACCGCUGGGCGGUUGCGGCGAUCAUAUGGCGUCGUCCGUGUACUGCACCGACAAUCCACUGCCAACGCUAGAGACUGUAUCGGAGGAGGCGCGCAAAACAAACGGUGAGAGUAAUGAUCACCUGUCCGACUACUACUUCCGCGAUUCGUUCGACCACUCGUCGUCCGAGUCCGGCUUUACGGCGGCGGCGGCAAACAGUGCAAACGCGCUCGGCGAUCAUCAUCAUCAGCACCAUCGGCAUGGGGCCUCCUCCUCCGGUGGUCACCAUUCCCUGCUGCACCAUCACCACCGUCAGGCGUACACGACCGACAACAUCCCAGCGCUUGCCAUCCACAGCGUUACGAACCAUGCGGCCAGCAUCAUCCAGCAGCAGAACGCGAGCAAUAGUGCAAAGAAUGCGAAAAAGUUCUCACUGGUGCAGGCCUUCGUACCGUCGUUUGUGUUCGUCGUGGUGGUGCUGAUCCUGUCCGCGAUCUACAUCCUCGAAACCGACUCCGAGCUGUUUGCAUCGAUGCGCAACUGGCCGGAGAUGAUCUGUUUGCGCUACCAGUACUACCAGCCGCUGAAGGAGUUUCUGGCGAAAAAGUUUGGUGCCAUAUUUUGAUUCAUUCUGACGGGACGCACGGAAGCUUCCUGUACCGGCGGCGACGAUGGACGGACCGUGUGUGGGCAAGGCGGUGAAGGAUUUUCCACCUUCUACCCGCCGCAAGAGUACUUUCGCGAGCGGGAUACAAGUGCAACCGGUAACGAAACUCCCAUUACGCUCACGCUUACCCUGCCCACCGCAAGGGCCAUGUAGAGGGAGCUUCGGAGUGGCUCACAGCAGCGGACAGCAUUCUGAACACAUCGAAUACCCGCUAAGCUUGUUUGCUUGAUCAGAUCCUUAGUUAUCAACAGUAUGCGUUUUAACUGGCGCUUGUAAACGCAGUAUUUGUUAUCCAAUAAUCAAUCAGCAUUUUUAAUUGAACUCCGCGGACAUCUUCAAAUUAAACAUUUGCUUGACUUAGAAGACGAUUUUCUAAACCUUCUAAAGCUGGAUAAUCGUAGUUCGUUCUCGUUAGACCCUCAACGAUGCAAGCGGUGUGCUUUGUAGAAAGAAAAUGUUUAAUUUCAGGAUGUCCGAGGCUUUGAAUUUGUUACUUGCUUUGUUAAAACAAAGGUUCAUAUAAACCUCACCUAUUUUGCACACAGUUGUAUCGAUAUAUCAGUAUUUCUGUUUGCUUAAUUCCGCUUAACCGAACAAGUAUUCAUGAAAGCUAAAGCAAAACACACAAAAUCUCUCGGGGAGAAGUGUUUACACAUUCUAAAGUAAUUCGCAACUUCUUAACAACGAACCAACCAACUCCAAAUCCGUCUUGUAUCUGUAUUUUUGAAACAGUGUUAAAUUAGCCAGAGAAUGAUAUUAGUGCUGGGGGCGUGAUUUAGGUUUGCUCUAAGAUACAAAAAAACACACCCCCAAGCUUAUAAGCAAUUAUUGUACUUUGUACCUAUGCUACUCGAAGCAGUAUUGAGUUGAUUGUGUUGAAAGCACUGUUUUGAUGCCACAUUGUUAGGUUCGUGCUACAAACGCUUGUAUUAUAUUGCCCUAAUAAUGCAUAAUCCCUUCGAACGGGAAAACCAACACAUUAGUAUGUUAGUACAUUUUGUAAAUGGCAAAUUCGGUUCGUAUUCCUCCGUUGCCCGAAGCAUUAAGUAGUUUUAGUAGUGAGGGAAACACACACAAAAUCUACUUCAUCGUACCUCUCUUGUCUGGGACCACCAUCAGUAUCGGUCGCAGCGCCAACCACGCCGCCAGCGGGUCUAUUGGAAAGCCUAACCAUAUUCUUCUGUGGCAAAAGAUCUAAUUCUCGAAACGACCGUUUUAGCCAGUCGAGCUAGCAGAACGGCAGCAGAAUAGAACAAACCAAAAACAAAAUUGUAGCCAAAGAAUGGCAAACAAAAAAACAACUUUUCUUAGCUUUUGCAAAGCUCCACGAAAACGAAGAUGAUAGAUUCAGUAGAAAGGAGGGACAAAUCGCCAAAUACUGAAACGUAAAGAAGUACUAACGAAGGAAAUUGCCGACCCAAUUGCCGGCUCCCCCAUUUUGGAAAAGAAUGCAGCAUGGACUCACCAACCGCAAACAGGUGGAAUGUUAUUGUUUCCUUAGAGAAAAAUUUACUUAGCGAUACAGGAGCGUUACCUUCUUCCGAUUACACGAUGCAAUUACUGUGCUGGUUGGGGAGAAUAUGACAUUGUACCUACGAUGAUGAAGAUGGUAACUGAUCGAUUAAUUAGCUUGGAAGGUGCUUCACGUCGAAUAAACCGGGGGGGUGGGUCUCGACCAGUUGCGGUAACAAGUAUUAGCCACAUAGAAUCGUAGGAUAGCUCCUAAGCCAGCUUCAGCAUUCCCUAGGAAGUUAGCGGAACGAUAUUGAAUAGCGAACGAGCAACUAAGGCCAGUGAUAAGAUAAGCGCUAAGCAGAUUCAGCAGAUCGUAGCUCUUUGUCUCAACUUGUCCGUUAAAACAAAAGACACAAAUUGCUUUACAUACAUGGUGAACAAACGAGGAGCGGAAAACUAAGUAUUAAACGCUACGUAUAAUGAUGUCCGCCCAAGAAGCACUAUCGUUCCAGCACUGUUUCGGCAUGAAACAGCACCUGCUUUUGCCUAUAUACCUGCAGGUCAGACUCGGUGUGCUGACCGAAGCUAAACCAGGGCUUAAGAUACAUUAUGCGGAACGGGAAAAAAGCAUCCUGGCGGAGAGGAGGACUCCGGUCGGGUGGUCAAAAGCCAACGUAAAGCAGUAUUUGGUCGAACAUUUAGGCGUUUUGCAGAAUAUGGUGAGCGAAAGGCGCAGAACCGAGGGUGGAAGCUUUUAGCCGAUUUGCAGUUUUAAACACACACACACCGCCAAACUACACCACCAGAACACAAAUACAGCAAAGACGGAAACAAAUUUGCUUGCCUUAUUUGCUUACACUUGCACUACGAACGGCGGGCGCGUAAUGUGUAAUCGCGCCACGAUAGAGUGUGUGCACAGUGUGAAAACAAGGGUACGAUGGUACGAUAGGAGUAAAUAGUAAUGCUGCAUUUAAGCAAUUCAUUAAACUUUAGCUAGGUAAUUUUUGGGGUAUUAGCAAACCACCGCGCACACACACACACACGGAACUAGCCAUGCUUCCCCAAGCUGCUGGAACACACGUGUUUGUGUUGUUGUGUGGGGAAGGGUGGACACCACACAAAGCAAGCGCAAUUUAUCAGCGAUACGUCCAUUACCGUUCGAAUGUCCGGGGUCCGCAGGAUGUCCUGUUGGCGCACGGACUAAGAACUGCCAUUUUACCAUUUUUACCGAAAACAGGUUACCAAACUGCGUACCCUUUGGGUUUUUUUAUCAUUUGCAUUUCCAGACCGGCAAAAUAAUGUGCCCAUUUCUUCAUUUACGUGGUUCAAAUUGCUGCCAACACAAUAUUUUGUUUUUUAUCUAAUUGUUUAUGACCUCUUGAAGAUGAAACAUUCAAGCACUUAAAAAUUAAAAAAAAAGGAACAGAAGAUCAAUUUAAAUCGCGGUCCGGGGCCGAGUCAUCGCAGGUCUUUACACGACAGGACCAGGUUUCAAAUCCCAUCAAGACCGCUUCCCUGUACGUACUACGGGUAAAAUUAAGUCAAAUAAAGCCAGAAAUGGCAGCCCGAGACCUCUCGAAGUUGUAGUGCCACCGAAGAAGAAGAAGAUCAAUUUAAAUUGGCAAAAACCAUAGCGACAAAGGAUAAGCUUUAAUAAAAAGCCCUUCUCUUCGAAUUUAGAUUCAUCUGCGCAUAAAGCGUUCUCCAAAAUUCUAGGAGCUUUUCUCUAUGGAAAGGACGUUUCCGCGAACGUUUUUAUGGGCUUUGCGCGAGAUCUUAUUUAAGAGCGAAUUUUUCAUAUUAAAAUUUAUAUGAGGCGGUCCGGUGGCCGAGACGAUAACGGCGCCGGUGGUCAGGCUCGAGUUUCAAAUCUCAUCCAGACCGCCUCCCCGUACGCAGGGCUGACUACUUGCUACUACGGGUAAACUCAAGUCACAGAAAGCCAGAAACGGCAGGCCGAUACCUCUCGAGGUUGUCGUGCCAAGAAAGAAGGUGGGUUGCUUUUUUACCAGUACAUAACGGAUAAGAUACAAACAUAUAAAAAAUGUGUUUAAUGUGUUGCAAUAUAUGGCAGAAGCUUACUAAAUGAAGAACUGUGCACUUUAUUCUAACGCCCACUGAAGCUCACUGUAGGUGAUUUUUAAAGCUUUGUUCAGUAGUAUCGUUAGGCAAAGAAGCUUUAAGAUGGUUUUAAUGCAACAGCUUUGCGCUUGUUUCGUUUGUCCGAAUUUUAACCCGAAACAAUAAGUUACAAUAGGUAGGAAAAGUGGGACGAACAAACUCCAACUAGUGACAAUCAUUAUUGUUUUGCUUGUUUUUUACUUGUAAAGCCGCACUCUUACCUUGCUUUUGAAACACACCCACAAGAUGCCACCGACUAGCUGGUUUUAUGCAAGCAGUAGUAGCAGCAGCAGCAGCAGCAGCAGCAGCAGCAGCAGUAGAACAUAUCAGAAUGGAGAAAAUAGACUUAGAAGUAUAAUUAUGCCACUCCCCAAAAACUAC